Messenger RNA from Colletotrichum godetiae, 2033 nucleotides. Its product is annotated as pyridoxal phosphate-dependent transferase. Lineage: Eukaryota; Fungi; Ascomycota; Sordariomycetes; Glomerellales; Glomerellaceae. The transcript is spliced from 7 exons. Bases 336 to 1754 code for a protein of 472 amino acids. Gene Ontology annotation, biological process: biosynthetic process; amino acid metabolic process. The record is from RefSeq and is a predicted model, not a curated record. Gene Ontology annotation, molecular function: pyridoxal phosphate binding; transaminase activity.
CGGUCUCCAAUCUGCUCGCUGAAUAGGCCGGCGGCUUGACUAUGGUGGCUUGUUACGCCUCGGCAGCCGCCGGCCAACUCGAUCAUAAGGUACAUAAAGCGGAACCACUUGUGCAUCAGCGGCUUCACUUCCAUCGAAUGAUCAGUACGUUUAGGACUCGGUUAAUUUCAGGUCUGAGCCCUCCAUGUUAGAGACAAUUUAACGUAAGUGACAUGGCGCAUGACCCCUUCUAGGCCUAGGGAUAGAAUCUGGCUUGAUAGUUUCAGACGAGUAAGACAGUACAUACAGUCUUGCAACUGCAUACUAACGAGGGCUAGCCAAACAGCCCAUUUACCAUGAUUUCAACCGAGGAUUUUGACAAAAUAACGGCGACGGUGGCAGAUUAUCACAUCUCUGCACGCGGCGCUGAAGGGUUGCUUUUACGCGAUGUUUGGGGCCCCCGAGAGAAGUCUAUGGGCAACCCGUGGACUCCAGAAAACCCCAAUGGGACUGUCAUCCUCCGCCUAGCCGAGAAUAGUCUGAUGCACAAUGAGAUCGCGGAUUUCAUUAAACAAGAGAUCACCGUUCUUCCAGUGAACCACUUGACCUACAGCACUGGACCACGAGGAUCGCACCGCCUACGCCUUGCAGCCGCGAAAUUCUUAACAGACGAAUUCAAGCCCCGAAAACCUCUUGGUAUUGGUAACAUUCUCAUCACCCCAGGCCUGGCUAGUGCUAUCGAUGCACUGGCUUGGACUUUCUGCGAUGAAGGAGAUGCUGUAUUGAUUCCACAGCCAUUGUAUAACGGAUUCAAGGUCGACGCAUUAAACCGUAGUAAUGUUCAGGUGCUUGGUGUUUCCUACACUGGAAUCGAAGGAUACACGACCCUCGACGAUUUAUUCGACCCCGAAGUCAACAGGAGGGCCAUAGCCAGGGCGCUCGAUAGGGCCAAAAGUAACGGCAUCAAAGUGAAGGCUCUAUUAAUUUCCAACCCUCAUAACCCUCUAGGAAGAUGCUACCCACCCGAGACCUUGGAAGUAUUUGCCUCGGCAUGUGGUCAGAACGACCUACACUUCAUCUCUGAUGAGAUCUAUGCCAAGUCAACUUUCCAAAAUCAAGCCAUUCGCAACGCUGUCCCUUUUCAUUCAACUCUCUCUCUUGACUUGAGCGGAAUUAUCGACGAGACUAGCCACCAUAUCCUCUACGGCGCUAGCAAGGACUUCUGCGCCAACGGCUUACGUCUCGGACUUGUGUGUACCAGGAACGAAGGGGUUAUGGGAGCGCUAUCCAGUAUUAGCAUCUUCUCAUGGUCACCGCACCUCAUUCAGGAUGUGUGGGCUGCUAUGCUAGAAAACAAAUCCUGGCUCGCCACGUUUACGGCGGAGAAAGCAGAGCGCAUGGUUGUAAACCACCGUAUCACAACCUCAUUUUUGCGUGAGCAUAAAAUUCAAUAUUUCGACACAAAUGCUGGACUCUUUAUUUGGGUAGACCUUCGGCACAUGAUCACUUCGCCAAAGGACUCUCAGCAUCAACUCAUACUUGACUCCUUGGACGUAGAAUGUACUUUUGAAAAGACAUGCAAACAGCGCGAGAUAGAAAUAGCCGAUAUUUGCAUGAAGCAUGGCGUUUUGGUUGCACCAGGUCAUGUGUAUAUGGCGGAGGAAUAUGGGUGGUUUCGGCUGACGUUCACAGUCGGCAAAGCUGCUUUGCAAGAAGGUCUGAAUCGCUUCUGGGAGGCCUUGAAAGAGGCAGAAGCACAUGCGCCAAAUACUUGAAAUACUGUUUGCAAACGGACCCAUUGUUAUUCCCAUUGUCCCUGUCAUUAGGCAUCCUGUGAGGUAGAUUGGCGUGAAAGGGGGGUAAUGCAACGAAGCAACUGUCAAUGAAAUCAUUGUCCCUGGUUCCUUCGGUUUCGUAGAGAGUCGGGUUGCUUAAGAGCAACCUUUUUUAUAGAACAUAACGACGAUCACUACUAUAGACGCAACCUUAAGACGUCUAGGUAUAAAAGAUUUCUAAUUUUUUUUAUAGGAUAUCCUAUUAAGCAACCUUAAGGC